Molecule: messenger RNA, 1504 nt
Organism: Nelumbo nucifera (sacred lotus)
Lineage: Eukaryota; Viridiplantae; Streptophyta; Magnoliopsida; Proteales; Nelumbonaceae
Product: ADP-ribosylation factor
Molecular function (GO): GTPase activity; GTP binding
Source: RefSeq, a predicted model, not a curated record
CUCCAGCGGUUCUAAUACAUUUGCUCUUACACGAGGGCUGUCAUACGGAAUUACGUCCUCGGCCAAUUUUAACGACGUGUGCGUUAACUGGCCGUUUUCCUGCUGCAUCUUCUAUAAUCUCCCUUAAUUUCGUCGGAAGUCGGAACCGAGUUGUGGAGGGCAGCCCCUUGAGUUGAGAUCUGCUCGCUCCGAUCGCCGUUAACUGCUUUCUUUCUCCGCCUUCAUAACCAUCAGACACAGAUGGGGCUGUCUUUCACCAAGCUUUUUAGUCGGCUCUUUGCCAAGAAAGAGAUGCGCAUUCUUAUGGUGGGUCUUGAUGCUGCGGGUAAGACCACCAUUUUGUACAAGCUCAAGUUGGGGGAGAUUGUCACAACAAUUCCAACCAUUGGGUUUAAUGUGGAGACUGUGGAAUAUAAGAACAUUAGCUUCACCGUUUGGGAUGUAGGUGGUCAGGACAAGAUCCGUCCCUUGUGGAGGCAUUACUUCCAAAACACACAAGGUCUUAUCUUUGUCGUAGACAGCAAUGAUCGAGAUCGUGUUGUUGAGGCUAGGGAUGAGCUGCACAGGAUGUUGAAUGAGGAUGAAUUGAGGGAUGCUGUUUUGCUUGUAUUUGCAAAUAAGCAAGAUCUUCCAAAUGCAAUGAAUGCUGCUGAGAUUACUGAUAAACUUGGCCUUCAUUCCCUCCGCCAACGCCACUGGUAUAUCCAGAGCACAUGCGCCACUUCCGGAGAAGGGUUGUACGAAGGACUGGACUGGCUCUCCAACAACAUUGCUAACAAGGCAUAGAUGAUGUUUUCUUUUAUGGUGGUUUUUGAGCUGCAAUCAGUGUCAGAGUUAGAGAUACUAUUUGAUGUCCUUUAUUUUUUUUUUUACCCUUGUUUCUUUUUAUCUUUUUGUGAGAAAAGAGCUAUUGUUAUUUGUUAUCCCAUAAUAUGUUCACUUUGUUUAUGAUUAUAGAUACUGAAAUUUGUUUAUAUGAACCAUAUGAUUAUUUAAGGUUGUUCUGUUUCCUAUUAAAUAAGGUCGUAGAGUCUUGGACCAAAGUCGCCCAUCAAAGAAUUUGUGCCUUGACGAGUUCACACAAGUUUGGCCAGGAUAAGCUUGCCUUUAAAUAGUUCAACUCAAUAGAUCUGCUUUGCAUAUAUACUGAGUGUGACCGAAAUCAGGGUUCAAAGUAUCCACGUGCACAUUUCAGUUCUACGAGGACAAUGAAUCAAUUGCACGUCAUUCUUCAGAUGUUUCUCCUCAGUGAUGGCAAAAUCCUCCACUGCACCACGUCAAGUCAACAUAGACGGUGCUUGGCGCCUAGUCUCUUGCAGCUGUUGGAGUAGUCAUCUUAGAUGAUGGUGAUAAAUGUCAUUGUUGGCAGAAGCCGAGGCCCUUGCUUUUUCUGGGGGCCUAAGGCUUUCUCAAACUCUAAGUAUGACCAUGAACUGUAUUAUUCUGGAGAGUGGUUUUGGCAGGAUCACACCAUUUGUCUUGAAUGCAGGAGACUCGUUCCAUA